AAAUGCUGUGUUAACAGCUUAAAAAUCUCACUUCCACACAGCUUUUAUAACGUUCUUUUUUAUAUAUAUCCUGCAUCACUUUCUGUCUUUUUUCAGAGGCCAAUGUAACUAAAACUGGUCAUGGAAGAACUACGGCAAAUUGAUCUGACAUACAUCACAGAGCGAAUCAUCAGCAUCAUCUGCUCUCCUGCGUGUCCAGAGGAUCUCUACCUGCAGAAUCUGAGGAACAUUAUCCCUAUGCUAGAGUCAAAGCAUGGACACAACUACAUGCUUAUUAACCUCUCCCAGAAGCAUGAUGUUCUCACAUCAAUGACCCACACGGAUUUUAAUACAGGUUGGCUGGAGCGCUUAGCUCCCAGUUUGGAUGAAAUCUUGAACAUGUGCACGGCAAUGGAGAACUGGUUGCAAGGUUAUCCAAAGCACGUCCUGGUGUUACACUGCAGGGGGGAUAGGGGACUGGUUGGAGUUCUCGUGGCGUCGUACAUCCACUUCAGCAACGUAUCUGCAAGUGCAGACCUCUCUCUGGACCACUUUGCCAUGAGGAAGUUCUACAACGACAAGCUCUCUGCUCUGAUGACCCCCUCGCAGAAACGGUAUGUUUGGAUGGUGGGCAGCAUGCUAAAAGGGGGACUAAGGAUGAACCCCUCCCCAUCUUUUCUGCUAUGUGUUGUUCUUUAUGGUCUUCCCAAAAUAAGGAUAGAUGGAGGAUGCUGCCUGUUCCUCAGAGUCUACCAAAGUCUGCAAGCUGUUUGCACGUCGCCAGUCUACCACGUCAACGCCGCUCAGACCGAUCGGCUCUACAUCGUGCUUCAGCCGGCUCAGCUGCUCAAAGGGGACAUCACGGUGGUCUGUUAUGAUAAAAACAGCCAAUCAGCGAGUCGCCAAGCCGUUUUCCGCCUCCAGUUCCACACGGGCCUGGUGGUCGGACACUCCCUCUGCUUCUGCAAGGCGGACCUUGACUGCGCUGCUGAAGAUUCCCGUUUCCCAGAUGAUGGAAAAGUGGAGCUGCUGUUCUCAGGGAGCCCCGAAAAGAUUGCAGGCAGAGAGCAGUGGUUAAAUGUGCGCUCUGUGAUGGUCGACUAUGACACCUUGGACCCUUUGGUCAGACGAGAUUCUUUCCAGGACCGAUCUCAAGCAGCUCCUCAUCAUGUGUCUGAAUCUGGAAAUAAGAGUUUGUACUCCAAAGUGAGGAAGAAGAGUACUGAAGAGGGAGCUUCAUACCGUCGGACCUCUAUCAGCCCGAGCUGGAGCGAGAGAGCGCCGUCAGCCAGCAGUGACUCGGGCCUCUCUGUUGCCUCACAGGGGCGGACCGGAGCCGGGCCCAGAAGAGGAGCCAACCAGGACAACUGGAACAAGGCUGAGAAGUUGAUCUCAGAGCCAACCUGGGCUCUUCUGGAGGUCAUGACUGAACUGGGUUCUUCUUGUGCUGGAGAGAGAAAGGUGACCAGGGAUGAGUCUGGACUGGGAACCACCAUCAAUGGAGAGGUUUCUUCAAGCGAGAGGGAGACCGAUAUUCUGGAUGAUGAGGAUGAAGAUUCUGCCUUAGGGGCUCCAAACUCAAGUAGUGUUUUCUCAAACGUUCUGCCUGGAACUCGGAGACAAACCCAAACGGAGUACUCCACUCACUCCUGGGUCCGACAGCAUCAGAUGGUGGAGCCGAUCUCUGAGCGGGGAUCCGGCAGCAGAGAGAGACCGGCCCCUCUGAGGGCUCCUGAAACACCAGCGCGAGGAUUAAGCAGCAGGGAGGCAGUCAAGAGAGGCCUCGUAGAUCAGGACAUCAAACCUGCCAGCGCUACUUCAUCCUGUCAGGAAGACGAGAUGGAGUCCUUAGCGACAGACAUGGACGAGUCCAUUGAGCAACUGAAUCAGCUGAUUCUGGACUUGGACCCCACUUUUGUGCCAGUUCCCACUCGGUGUUCCCCUCUGUCCCGCUCAGCCUCUCUGCACACCAACGGCCUCAGCCAGAAAGGACAAACCCAUCAGUCAGGGUGGAAACAACAGAAACAUGUCAGCGACGUGACAGACUAUGCCGGCCCUAAGAGUCCGGGAUGGAGAGGAGGUGGACCUGAGAGCUUCACAGGCUCCCCAGCCAACAGUCCGUCCUUCUCAACCUCAAAGCAUGGUCAUCUCUACAAAACGAACAGCGUGGAUUACCGCGGACAGAUGGACAACUCUGACGUAAUUCCAGCGACUCCAUCUUUUCCAGUUUCUCCUCCAACGCCCUAUGUGAAACAUUUCUCUGAGUUUUCCCAGCUCGGUGCCGGCAGUCAGUGGGACCAACACAGCUGGACACAAGAAUCCCGAAGUUUCCUGGAUGGCAUGAACCACUCCGGUGGCUCCACAGACGGAGAGCUGUUCCGAUCCGACGUGCCCGUCACUCCGGCAUCCUGUCAGAGGAUCUUUGGCUCCAUGAGCUCGGUGUCCACCGGCAGCCCCCUCCAUCACACAGAUGGCUCCUCUUCCCCUCCUGUGUGGCACGACCGGACUCCAAACUCCCUGAACUCACCGUAUCCUUCCCAGCCAUCACCCUCUCUACCGCUCAGCUCUCCCAAUGCUCACAGCUCUCCUCAGAGGGUUCAGAGGGGCCGGGGAGGGAGUCUAGGGGUCCGUAGCGGAACCGACAGCGCGGACUUGUCCUCGUUGUUGCUAUUGGGAAACGGCGGCCUGGAGCACAGCCUGCUGGAAGCCAUGGAGGGCCUGGGGAAUCUGAAUCUCGGGAGAGAUCCGGGGAUCGCUCCCCUCCUGCCAGAGAAGAGAAGAACAGGCGAGGUGGGAGAGCUGGGCUCACGGUCCCCCUCUCUGAGCGGGUUUUCCAGCCCGCACAGCGGCAGCAGCCUCAGCAUCCCUCUGUCGUCCUCCCUCACCUCAGAUGCGUUCAGGGGACUCAGUGGGGCCUCCUCGCCAGGAGCAGAAUCUGGCAGUAAGCAAGACACUGUGAAGUUUGUUCAGGACACGUCCAAGUUCUGGUACAAGCCUGAUAUUUCCAGAGACCAAGCCAUCGCGCUGCUGAAGGACAAAGAGCCUGGCUCGUUCAUCGUCAGAGACAGCCACUCGUUUCGCGGCGCGUACGGACUGGCCAUGAAGGUGGCCACGCCUCCUCCGUCCGUGGUACAUCACAGUAAAAAAGUUGGAGAUCUGUCCAGCGAGCUGGUGAGGCACUUCCUGAUCGAGUGUACACCAAAAGGAGUUCGUCUUAAAGGCUGCCCCAAUGAGCCUUACUUUGGAAGCCUCACCGCUCUGGUGUGUCAGCACUCCAUCACCCCUCUGGCUCUGCCUUGUAAACUCAUCCUGCCUGACAGAGAUCCGCUAGAGGAGCUGAAUGAUGCAGCAGUACAAACGGCAACAAACUCAGCAGCCGAGCUUCUCAAACAGGGUGCAGCAUGUAAUGUGUGGUUCCUGGGUUCUGUGGAGCUGGAGUCUCUGACGGGUCAGCAAGCGGUCCAGAAGGCGACAACACUGACGCUCUCCAUGGACCCUCCCCCUCCCUCCACCGUGGUGCACUUCAAAGUGUCGGCUCAGGGAAUCACGCUUACGGACAACCAGAGGAAGCUGUUCUUCAGGAGACACUACGCCGUGAACACAGUUAUAUUCUGUUCUCUGGACCCACAGGGAAGGAAGUGGACGAGAGACAGCGUCUCCACAGCAAAGAUUUUUGGAUUUGUUGCCAGGAAAUCUCAGACUGAAACCGAAAACGUGUGCCAUCUGUUUGCUGAGCAUGACCCCGAGCAGCCGGCGAGUGCCAUCGUCAACUUUGUGUCAAAGGUCAUGAUCGGCUCUCACAAAAAGUGACGGGAUUAGGAGCUGAGCUUGCAGCAUAGAUAACCUGGACUAAGGAUCAAAUCCCUGCUGUGGAAUCAUUUUAUAAUGAUGGCUAAUUUAUGAACAGGAUCAAUUGCCAAAAAAAAAAAAAAAGUUUAACCCUGACACUCCGCGCUGGAUCCGGUUGUCCCUACAGCUAUCUGUGCCUGCGCUGCAGGAUGCUUCCAGAGGAGGGAGCCAGGACUCUGAUACUAUUGUUCUUACAUUGUUGGAUGGACACUUUGCAAAAUGAGGUAUGUCAGCGCCUUACGGGUUUAAAAAUAAAAUUAAAAAAACAUUUAUUAUUAAAUUGAAGGUGGAAAUUUUCUGACUCCUUAGUCUAUUUUAUAAUUUAAAAGAUACAAAUAAUUUUUUUUUUUAAACUAAGUAAAAAGUAUUUGUUUUAACCCUCAGUUCUACGGUAUUAUUCUUUAACAUACUGACUGAUAAUACCACAAAGAUGCAAGAUCAUGCACAAUCUUUUGUUCCCACCAAAGGUGUGUUACUCCUAGCUACACUCAUUUUUAAUCAUAGUUUUGUUGUGUUCAAAGAAGCGUAGCGCUUCUGUAAAUCUAUAAUUCAAUAUAAGGAAAAUAUCCCUAAGGGUCAAUCCAAGCAUGAAACAUAACAUCACUUCCCGUAGCCCAGGCAUUCUCCUGACCACUUUUCUGCACCCUCUUCAAAUGAAUUGUCUUAUAAGGUAAACAUGUGUUAUGUUGCAAUAAUAAAAGUAGUCGUGUUAUAAGGUGAAAGCUUUAUUGUUUAAACAAUGUCAUUUUCAUGUUUGUACGAAAUGUUUUGUUGUAAGAACAUAUGUUUUGUGGCUAUAACGUGACAAAUAUGUAUAAUGUAAUAAAGUGAUACUAUGUUGUUCAGUUAUCAAAAGUACAUUGUAAUAACAUGACAGUAUACUGUAAAAACAGGAAAAGUAAAUUGUUACAACAAUAAAGUUUUCACAUCAUUAAGUGAUAUAGCUCUUUUUUUUUAACCUGGGUGGCAGCUCUAUGCUUCCAGACGAAAACAUAUUUGUACUACAACAGAUCUAAACAUCUGAAAGUAAACAUUGAAAUCCGACUUUAAAUUGUGACGCUUGUUUGUUGAUCUUUUGGAAAACAAGAACGUUAAACCGCAAAGGUUUCUUAACCAACAUUUUUUACUUUAUUACACUGACUGUAAUUUUAUAUAUUUGUUUUUUAAAAACUGUCCGUUAAAACACACUAAUUUGUAUCACAGUUUGGAGAUGUUUUGACACAUGAACAGAUCAGAAUCCUUUGAAACAGUGCAGAUCUGAAUGCAGCUUUAAGGUAACCACAGGAUAAUUCAUCAUAUCAAAAAAAACAACAACCACCUACACAAUUAACAAUGUGGUUGCAGUGUGCUUGAGAUGUUUUGUGUAUUAUAAUAUUUAUCCCUGACUACAGAUGUUUAAAAAUCUUUUUGCCAUAUAUUAAUUUGUGUUUUUAACACAUAAUGUACAUUAGGCUUUUAUGUAACUGUCACUUCUUUAUUGUUCUACUAACUUGGUUUAUUAUACUGUAUGUUCUAUAAAUACAGAUUUGUUUAAUGCUC
Fundulus heteroclitus (mummichog) is the source of this 5367-nucleotide messenger RNA. RefSeq names its product tensin-3 (gene tns3.2). NCBI's taxonomy places the organism in Eukaryota, Metazoa, Chordata, Actinopteri, Cyprinodontiformes, Fundulidae. Gene Ontology annotation, molecular function: protein binding. The record is from RefSeq and is a predicted model, not a curated record. The coding region runs from base 121 to 3789 and encodes 1222 amino acids. The transcript is spliced from 26 exons.